AUGGAGCUAGAAUUAGCCAUACCGAGAAUCAUUAGUCAAAGAAGAGACAACACGACCCUUUUCAGAUCGAAGUUCACCGACGACUACUACGCCUUCGAGGACCCGACGGCCGGGGUUCUGAGGGCGGACAGGUGCCUCAUAGCGGUCCAGAAGCUGUUCCGCGACGAGGGCGGCCGCGUGCUCGACGGUUGGCCUGUGGUGGACGUGGAGCCCGGGGAGCCCUGGACCAAGAUCUCCGGGCCCCGGGGCGUCGUCAGGGCCCGCUGGUUGGUGCUGUGUCCUGGGCCCUGGGCGAGCCACGUUCUCCAGCACCUCGGCCUGUACUUGCCUCUCAGGUCAGUGCGGACGACCUCGCUGUACUGUCGCAACGAGCAGUUCCCUUUCUCGAGUUUCGUGGACUGCUCGGUCGAAAACAACCACUACUAUGCGCUUCCUGCCAUGGAGCACCCAGGGCAUAUCAAGGUGGGUCUCCAUGACGGCGUGGAAAUGGAUCCGAAUCAGAGCCGAGAAGUUGACAUAUCGGAGUUGAGGCAGAAGUCGCUUUCUUACUUCAAGAAUUACUUCCCGGACUUGGCAGAGCAGUAUGCCUUCGAGCAGCUGUGCUAUUACACGGUAAUUCAAGGAGAAAGGGGAAAGAGAGGAGGAAGGGGAGAAGAUAAAGGCACUGGCUUCAAGAUCGCGCCCGUGAUCGGCGAAGUGUUCAGCCGCAUGAUCCAGGGGGAAGCACCCAAGCAUGACGUCAGUGCUUUCGCCGCGAAGAGGUUUGAUAAGGACAAAGCAAUGAAGAGUAAAUAUUGA
Messenger RNA from Penaeus monodon (black tiger shrimp), 798 nucleotides. RefSeq names its product peroxisomal sarcosine oxidase-like. Gene Ontology annotation, molecular function: flavin adenine dinucleotide binding; L-pipecolate oxidase activity; sarcosine oxidase activity. NCBI's taxonomy places the organism in Eukaryota, Metazoa, Arthropoda, Malacostraca, Decapoda, Penaeidae. The coding region runs from base 1 to 798 and encodes 265 amino acids. The record is from RefSeq and is a predicted model, not a curated record. The transcript is spliced from 6 exons. Gene Ontology annotation, cellular component: peroxisome.